UGAGGGAUUUUACUAUAAAAACCAUUAUGAAGAUACUGAAUCUGAUUUUUUUGACUGCAACAGUAGCUACUGUACUACUCUCAUCAUCAUCAUCAUCCGGAAAAGUUGACGCGUUUGAUCCAGAUUGUUGGAGAGGAUUGACAUCCUGGUUUUCAAUGUCAUGUAAUAGUAAUAGUGAUUGUCCGAGUGAUUCGUGGUGUUUUUCAGGAAGGUGCAUAAUCCUAUGUGAGAAGUAUUGUUCAAGUGAUCAAUAUUGUUAUGAACUAUCUACAAAUUCAGUACGAUGCUGUACAAUAAAUUAUCGUAGUUGGCUCAAUCUUCUUCCAGAAUACGUUUGCGAAUAUGUUUAUUACUAGUUGGUAGACGAUAGAUAUACUUUCCA
Molecule: messenger RNA, 382 nt
Organism: Cotesia glomerata
Lineage: Eukaryota; Metazoa; Arthropoda; Insecta; Hymenoptera; Braconidae
Exons: 3
Coding region: 27-356 (109 amino acids)
Source: RefSeq, a predicted model, not a curated record